AUGUCACAUAUUAUAAUUGAUGAAAGUAUAUUGGCAAGUUUAGAUGAAAUCAUCGCAAACGAGGAGUCGGACGACGAAUUUAUUAGUGAUUUUUUCGUUGGUUUUGAUGAAUCUGAUGAAGAAGAAAUAGCUUCAAAACAAGAUAUUGGAACUGCCCAAGGUGAUGUUCACAAAUACACUGUAUUCCAUCAAAAUGAUGUAGAGUAUAAAACUAUUUCAGAUAAUGAACAAACUGAUACCGAAGAAGAAACUGAAGUUUCAAUUCCACCACUUCAACCAAAAGUAAUUGUAUCUCAAAAAAAUAACAAAGGUCUGUUUACUCCAAAUUUCAAAUGGAAAUCUGGUACACCAUUUCAACCUAAGGUUCACCAGUUUUGUCCAAGUAAAAGUGGUAUUCAAAAAGAGUUUGAAUUGAACAGUAACUCUACUAUUUUAGAUUUUUUUGAAGCUCUCGUAACUCCAUUUUUAUUGGGCAAAGUUGCAUAUGAAACAAAUGAAUACUAUAGGCAAAACACCGAAUCACAUAUUAUGUCAUGUCGCAAUGCAAGUUGGUAUGACACUACAUCAGAGGAAUUAUAUUUAUUUAUUUCAGUACAAAUGCUUAUGGCUAGAAAUAAAAAGCUUGACAUUUCAGAAUAUUGGUCUACAGAUCCACUACUUUAUUCUCCUAUUUUUGGAAAAAUUAUGAGUAGAAAUCGGUUUCAGUUACUUUUGCGUUAUAUUCAUUUUUGUAAUAAUAACAAUCAAGUCACAAAUGACCGCUUAUUCAAAAUUGAUAUGGUAUUACAAGACAUAAAGAAUAAUUUCAGAUCUGCUAUGGUGCCAUUUCAAAAUCUUGUUAUAGAUGAGAGUUUGGUGUUAUGGAAAGGGAGACUUUCAUUCAAGCAAUUCAUAAGAACUAAACGUCAUCGGUUUGGAAUAAAAUUUUUUAUUUUGUGUGAUGUAGAAACAGACUAUAUUUUAGAUUUUAUUAUAUACACUGGAAAAACUACACGUCUUGUUUUAUGUAAUCCUAACUUAGGCCAAUCAGGUGCUGUUGUAAAAACAUUGAUGAAAAAAUAUUUAAAUAAAGGUCAUACUCUAUAUACUGACAACUGGUAUACAUCACCAAUACUAUCAAUGUACUUGCAUAAAAAAAAAACCAAUACUUGUGGUACUGUAAGAUGUAAUCGUCGUGGAAUGCCACCAUUCAAAAAAAUUAAAUUUCAACCCGGUCAAACUGAAAGUAAACAUACUGGAAAAAUGUUGACAAUAAAAUGGAUGGACCGGAGAGAGGUGCAUAUGCUUACCACGAUACAUGGAGAUGAACAAUUGCCUAUUCAAAAACAUGGUAAAAUAACCAUGAAACCGAAAUGUGUAAAAGAAUACAAUGAAAAUAUGGGAUCUGUGGAUAAGACUGAUAUGUUACUUAGUAGUGUGGAGUGUACAGUUACUGGAAAUCAUAUUCCAAUAGCUCAGUUUCAGAUGGAACUAAUAAGGCAGAUAAUAGAAAAAUAUCAAACCGAUCGUCUACCAAAAUCAAGACCACCGACUAAGGACCAACCAUCAAAACUAAUUAAUAGGCAUUUUCCCUCAGAAGUUCCAGCAACACAAUCUGGAAGGCUUGCCAAAAGAAGAUGCCAACUAUGCAAGAAAAAUAAUAAGAGAACUGACACUAGGAUACAUGUGUACAGAAUGUGA
Messenger RNA from Acyrthosiphon pisum (pea aphid), 1680 nucleotides. RefSeq names its product piggyBac transposable element-derived protein 4-like. The transcript is spliced from 3 exons. Lineage: Eukaryota; Metazoa; Arthropoda; Insecta; Hemiptera; Aphididae. The record is from RefSeq and is a predicted model, not a curated record. Bases 1 to 1680 code for a protein of 559 amino acids.